Molecule: messenger RNA, 379 nt
Organism: Musca vetustissima
Lineage: Eukaryota; Metazoa; Arthropoda; Insecta; Diptera; Muscidae
Exons: 2
Cellular component (GO): cytoplasm; membrane
Source: RefSeq, a predicted model, not a curated record
AACAAAAAUGAUAAUGUUAAUGUUACGAAAAUUUUCCGAUUUUACACACAAAUAUAAAGUAUUACGUGGCAUGCUUGCCUAUGGAUUGCUAUGGCCCUGUGGAUCAUUGGCCGAGCAAACACUGAUAGAGAAACGGACAUUCCGCACAUAUGACUGGAAGAAAUGUCUUAAAUUCAGUUUAUUCGGCUGUUUCUUCAUGGGUCCCACAGUUUAUGCAUGGAUGCGCCUGGCCUCCAUUAUGUGGCCACGCACUGACAUCAAAUCAUCUUUUUGCAAAGCGAUUACAGAGCAAGCCGGAUACGAUCCAAUGGCCAUUAGUACAUUUCUAUUUACGAUGAGUCUGAUGGAGGGCAAAACAUAUGAGGAAGCCAAGCAUGAG